Molecule: messenger RNA, 562 nt
Organism: Lepisosteus oculatus (spotted gar)
Lineage: Eukaryota; Metazoa; Chordata; Actinopteri; Semionotiformes; Lepisosteidae
Source: RefSeq, a predicted model, not a curated record
AGCGCUGGAGGAGUGAAAGAGAAGCUCACCACUUCAGAGCAGCAAAGAUGUGCAGUGACAAGCUCCUCUGACCCCCAUCAAGGUCUCAACACAAGGCAGCCACAACCCUCCCUUGCUGUUGGUGCCUGAGCAAAUACUAUGCAGGAUGGAUUGGGACCGGCAACUCAGAUCGAUUAAGCUGAGGAAAAUGGAUUAUUUACCCUCCGCAGUCCUUUACUUCACUUGUUUGUUAAUUUCAGGGACAGCAAUGGCGGCCGUGGACUUCACGUUAAUAAACCCGAACCCCCUUGGGACCAACUCGGAUUCCUCUCUGGUCUGUGUCAACAGUGAGUGGAGCGACAGCCAGCUUCCCAGCUUCGGGAGAGACUUAACUUCACAAGACCAGCAGGGGGUCUUACAAGGCUCGCGAGACACCAGAUAUCAAUUGGCCACAAAAAUUACCUGGGAAACACAGACAAACAAGACUUUUGGGGCCUUUUACUGUGGGGAAAAAAACAAAGACUCUUUAUAUAAUGCGCACACAAUCAAGAUGUUAAACGAAGCCCCCUUCUUUCCACGGUCU